AUGUCUUCAGAAGAAAACCAGUAUAAUACUGAUGAUGCAGAUAAUGAGCAAGAACAAGGGCCAUCCAAGUCGAAAAAGGCAAAGUAUACAAACAAAUGGAAGAAACAAAAGUUUAACAAAGACUGGUUAACAAACCCUGCAUUAGCGGGCUGGUUGGAGGGAGAUGAGAAUGAUUCAUAUAAGUGUAAAUGUUCAGCCUGCAAUGUGUAUUUAGUCUGUGGAAAAACUGUAAUAAUUCGACAUUCUGAAACUAAAAAGCACAAGGAUAAAGUGUCUCUGAUCAGAAGCAACAACAAUGCCUUGAAAAAUUACUUCAAGCCCAAAGAAGUAAGAGAGCCAAGCAUACAAGUUAAAAACUUUGAAAUACGGCUCAGUGCUUUUUUUGCAGAACACAAUGUAGCAUUCCAAGUCAUUGAACAUUUAUUGCCUUUAUUAAAAGAGAUCUGCCCAGACUCUGAUAUUUUGAAAACUGUCAAUCUGGGCCGAACAAAAUGUACCAGUAUAGUGAAGAAUGUUAUUGCAGAAAAUGAAAAAUUGAAUUUGAUCAGUACUUUGAGGAUGAUAAAGUUCUCAGUCUUACUAGAUGAGAGUACUGACCUCAUUCUCAAUAAAACAAUGUGUGUAGUGGUAUACCUCAGUUUUCUACUACCAGUUCUGGAUGAAGUACAGAGAGUUAACAAGAACUUCGAAUCAGCCCAAGCAGAUCCCCUGAAACUUCAUGAAGAUCUGAUGAAUUUGGUUAAAUCAGUUGCAAAUACAGUUAUAAACAAUUUUCGUCAACGAAAUGUUGAAAUUUUAAAAUUGUCUGCUACUAAAAUUGACUCCAUGUUGGAUCCUGAUCCAUAUCUUGGAUUCAGUUUUAAGUCAGCCUGUAGAGAAAGUAACAUAGAAGGUUGCGAUUUUCGAGGCAAAGGAGAUGCAAUGAAGGUCCAUCAAACUAAAUGCAAAUUCACCACUAUCCUGUGUGCAUUGCGGUUCAAUAGCUGUCAGUGGCAAGGCCAUAGGAAAGAUCUCAUGGCUCAUUGCAAUGACGUACAUCCGGAAAACACAUACACCAAUAACGAACAGAAGCUUUUAGUUCCUGAUUUCCCAACCUUGAUGCACAGGCACUACUACAUCCUCUUCGAAGUGUAUGAAACCCUUUUCAGGUGCACAUGGGACUUAUCCAUAGAUACUGGUACUAUGAGAUUUGCUGUAUAUAUUCUUGAACAAAAUACUACAAAGGGCAAAUUUUCUUAUCAAGUAUCUAUGUUUACACCCGACAACGAGAUUGCCGUCUUGCUGAGAGGACCAUGUGUCUUGCUGGAAGAUGACAGUAAAAGAUUUCUUGGAGAUAAAUAUUUGUCCGCUAAGCAUGGAAUGGCAAAGGAAUUUUGUGAUGAGGAUGGCUAUUUUCAUUAUGGGAUCAAGUUAAUCAACCAUUCUCUCUGAAAUAUGCACAUCCUUUUGACAAUAAAUUCUUUGACUCGAAUAAAUAUUGUAAAUCUUCAUUUUACUUGUUUUUCUGAGAUUUUCUCUCCUCGUUUCU
Molecule: messenger RNA, 1528 nt
Organism: Phaedon cochleariae (mustard beetle)
Lineage: Eukaryota; Metazoa; Arthropoda; Insecta; Coleoptera; Chrysomelidae
Source: the annotation of a GenBank genome assembly